Molecule: messenger RNA, 900 nt
Organism: Ylistrum balloti
Lineage: Eukaryota; Metazoa; Mollusca; Bivalvia; Pectinida; Pectinidae
Product: transforming growth factor-beta-induced protein ig-h3-like
Exons: 6
Coding region: 1-900 (299 amino acids)
Biological process (GO): extracellular matrix organization; cell adhesion
Cellular component (GO): extracellular matrix
Molecular function (GO): cell adhesion molecule binding
Source: RefSeq, a predicted model, not a curated record
AUGAAGACUAGUCUUGUUUUUCUUUCCAUCCUCUCACUGGCGGCAGCCACACUGCCUAACCUAGUGGAUCUCGCUAACGCCAAUAAUGCUACCACACUUACACAGUUCCUCGCUACAGCAGGACUUGAUGACGUCAUCAGGGAUCAAGGCCCUUUCACCAUUAUUGCUCCUGUUGACUCUGCAUUUGCCAAGAUUCCAAGUGAGGUUGCCGCCAACCUUACCGCUAACCCAAAUGAGUUAGCUAACGUUCUCCAGUACCAUGUUGUCAAGGGAGAGAUUUUCACCUUUGACCUUCGAUCCGGACAAGUCCUGACAAGUUUGAACGGACAUUCCAUUAGAGUAUACAUGUCUGGAAAUCAAAUCUUCUUCAACCAAGCCAGGGUCGUGUCCAUGGAUGUACUUCAGGGCUCUAACGGAGUUAUCUACCUUGUUGAUGAAGUCCUAAGUGUCCCCGAGGGAACCAUUGACCAGAUACUCAUGAAUCCUGAUUAUGAAAUUAGUGAGUUCCUCGAACUCGUCAAGGUGGCGCGUCUAGAGGGCGCCCUGAACAGGACUGCAGGAACAAGAUACACAGUAUUCGCACCGACUAACGCCGCCAUCAAUUCUCUGGAUCCCUCCAUUCUCCAGAAAAUCAAGUCCAGCUAUUCCCUGACUCAUCGUUUGGUCGAUUACCAUAUCCACCGCGGUACCCUCCACGAGAAAUCUCUCGAUCACAGCGGUCACAUAAGCACCAUGUACACUGGUCACUCCAUUACAUUAACCGUCGGUUCAGAUGGCGUCGCAAAGCUUAACAACGUGGCAACGUUACAAGAAACUGACAUCGAGGCUGAAGAUGGCGUCGUUCAUGUAAUCAGCCACGUGCUCAUUCCUAGUACACUUUUCUCUUCUAUUGUUGGAUGA